AACACACUCAUCCUUCUUGCACCUCCUACAUAAACUAAAGCCAUAAAACAAUGGCUACCAGGAAUCCAUUAUAUGCCAAUGCAUUUACAAGGUAUCCUCCAAUGGAGGAACAAGAAUGGGUGAUCCACAUUCUUGAAACAAUCAGAGAAACAAGAGAAAAUAUUCGAACUUCAGUGUCCAUUUUUUCAGUACCCAAACCCUUGCUUUCCUCCAAACCUGAAGCCUACACUCCUCAACUAUUCGCCAUCGGUCCUUACCAUCACUGGGAACCUCAACUCUAUGAGAUGCAAAGCUACAAACUCGCCACUGCUAAAGGAGCACAAAGACAAUUCCGCAACAUCAAUCUUCAACAACUUGUUGAUAAUUUCUCGAAAAACGAACAUGAAAUCCGAUCUUAUUAUCAUAGGCAUCUCGAUAUCAAAGGAAGUACCUUAGCAUGGGUGAUGGCAAUAGAUGCCUCAUUCUUGCUUGAGUUUCUUCGGAACUACUGCGAUGUCGAAGGGAAGGCAUUUAGAAGAGUGCCUUCUAUGUCUCAUAUGGUCGACUCGAAGCGGAUAAAGUUUGCUUACAACUCGAUUAUUAAGGAUGUUGUGAUGCUUGAGAACCAGAUACCUCUCUUUCUCUUGAGGAGGAUCUUGUGCUUUCAGAGCUUGUCGGAGGAGGAAGCUGAUGCUGAGCUUUCAAAGAUGCUUGUGGGGUUUGUCACCGAGGUUUCGCCUUUCAAGUUGUUGGAAGGGAGUAAAUGCAUUGAUGUCAAGAAGCAUGCUCACUUGUUAGGGUUACUCUAUUGCAUGACAGUGCCAAGAAAUGAAGAAGAUCAAGAAAUUGAUAAUGAAAUAGAUCAUAUAGGGUCAAUUGAUGGAUUAGAUAUAGAUGAGAAUCCAAAAGAAGAUUUUGGUGAUGAUAGUUGUAUCAAAAACCUCUUGACCGAAACUUGGAGCUCAAUCACUCAGGGUGAAGGCAUGGUGGUUGAGUUUGUUAAGAAAGUCCUCGUCGGUAAACCUAUGCAGUUUUUAUCAAAGCUUCCACUUGGUUCAGUCAUCAAAGGAUCUCUUCUGUCCUUGCUUCACUUUAGAUUUGGUGAUAAAAAUGAUGAUAAAGAUAGUUCUAAUUCAAUUAACAAGCCGCCAUUAGUGGAAGAGAUAAUGGUACCUUCAGUGACGGAGCUGGUUGGAGCAGGUGUGAAGUUCUUGGCUACAACCCAAGACCUAACAACGAUAAAGUUCGAUGUGAAGACGGCAACAUUCUACCUUCCGGAGAUAACUCUAGACUGCAACACUGAAGUAGUGUUGCGCAAUCUUGUUGCUUAUGAGUCUUCUGUCGAGGCAGGUCCAAUGGUUUUCACUCGUUACACCGAACUGAUAAACGGAAUUAUUGAUACUGAGGAUGAUGUUAAACUUCUGAGAAAGUGCAAGGUGAUAAAGAACAGGAUGAAGAGUGAUAAAGAAGUUGCUGAUCUUUGGAAUGAGAUGAUGAAAUCAGUCAGGUUGACAAAGGUUCCAUUCAUAGAUAAAGCUUUGGAGGAUGUCAACAAGUAUUACAAUGGUAGGAUGAGUGUCAAACUUGGCAAAUUCAUGAAGAAGUAUGUUUUGGGUUCUUGGCAGAUCCUGACAUUGCUUGCUGCUGUCUUGCUUUUGAUGCUCACUUGUGUGCAGGCAUUUUGCACUGUUUAUAAUUGUCGACUUGGUUGGUUGUAGUUCAGUGUUAGUAAUGAGAAGGUUUGAAGCUAGUGUUGAGAAGAAGAUGGUGUGGAUUUGAAGUGUGCUGUACUGAAGACAUGGUUUGAUGGAUCAAAUAAAGGUAUAAAGAUGUUGUUGGUCUUUGUGAUAUAUCAAUGAUUCUGGAGUGGUUAGAUCUUUGCUUUCUUUUUUGUUUGAGUGAUGUGAGGUAUUGUAAAUUGAGCACUAAGAUGUGUUUUUAUAUACUUUGCUUCAAUGUUGGUUUAUAAUUAAUGGUUUGCUUUGUUGAAGAAUUAUUAUUAUAUGUUAAUAAGAUGAUGUUUGCAUUAGUUAGGGUGAUUUUAUGCUUACCAUUCAGUUCAUUUAAAUGAAUAU
Messenger RNA from Dioscorea cayenensis subsp. rotundata (Guinea yam), 2054 nucleotides. RefSeq names its product putative UPF0481 protein At3g02645. The record is from RefSeq and is a predicted model, not a curated record. NCBI's taxonomy places the organism in Eukaryota, Viridiplantae, Streptophyta, Magnoliopsida, Dioscoreales, Dioscoreaceae.